This is a messenger RNA of Rhinichthys klamathensis goyatoka, 3500 nucleotides long. It is a transcript of the gene agbl2, whose product is annotated as AGBL carboxypeptidase 2. Gene Ontology annotation, biological process: proteolysis. Gene Ontology annotation, molecular function: metallocarboxypeptidase activity; zinc ion binding. The transcript has 24 exons. The record is from RefSeq and is a predicted model, not a curated record. The coding region runs from base 250 to 3294 and encodes 1014 amino acids. Lineage: Eukaryota; Metazoa; Chordata; Actinopteri; Cypriniformes; Leuciscidae.
AAUAAUUGUAACGAUGAGAUUUGCAUCAAAAAGUGUAACUGUUUAACUCUCUACUCGGGCCAUAUUCAUUUUAAAAUACUAAUUUGGAACAAUUCGCAGUUUUCAUUGGGGGAUUAAAACAAGGUAUUCUCAACUAACCAGCGGUGUUAUGUGAUAUCUUGUCAAGCGCUUGUAAACUGUACAGUUGUUUAGCGUUGUUUACGAUGACUUAAUGACCCGCGCGCACUCGCAUUGCUUUGAGGUUCGGGAAUGCAGAAACCAGAUGAUUCAUACGAGAGAUUCAUUUUGCUCCAUCUUCAGCAUUAUGGCUUCCUCUCAGACAACGGCGACUCUGUGCGUUCUGGUGUUCCCUUCAAAAGAGAGUGGGAGGAAAACCAAGAUUCAACUGCCUCAGGCACAAUCAACUCUCCAUCUGAGAGCAAUGACUCCAACCUAGAAGAGGAACCCAAGCCUUGUCCAAGUUUUUUCAGCUUAGACAAAGUUCUCAAAACCCGGCAGCUUGUUUUUGACUUUGAUGGGGAGCGGCCCAUUCCACGAUUAAGGGAACCUUUGGACCUCUUCACAAUCCCAUCUACCUCCUGUCCAUUCCAGGGCGUCCGCUGGCCCAUAGAAUGUGAAGUGAUCUGUGACAAAAUAAAGCAUUUAGAAUGGGACCCCUCAGAGCCGGAGCCGUUCCAUCAGCCAACAGGUGAGGAGCAGACUCCCAUGCCAGUAGGAGACGUGAGAGGAAACACUGUCUACUGCAUAGACCCAGCCACAAAAACCUUCUACUUCACCUACUCUCGUGUGGGUGGGAGCAGAGGACCCAUUGAAAGUGCCACGUCCUGUGCCAACCAUCAGAAGGGGCCUACGCUAGCAUUUGAGUCUCGUUUUGAAAGUGGAAACCUACAAAAAGCAGUGCAAGUUGGUCAGUAUGAUUAUGAGCUGACUUUGCGUACUGACUUGUACACCACUAAGCACACUCAGUGGUUCUACUUCCGGGUGAGGAACAUGAGGGCAGGCGUCACCUACCGCUUCACCAUCAUUAACCUGAUGAAGUCCAGCAGUCUGUAUGGUGCCGGUAUGCGCCCGUUACUCUACUCUGAACACGCUGCCUGGCUGAAGAGGGAAGGAUGGCAUCGAGCGGGAACCAACAUCAGGUACUACAGAAACAACCUUGAGCAGGAUGGUAAAGCGCUGUACUCCCUCACCUGGACCCUGGAGUUCCCUUAUGACGGUGACACCUGCUACCUGGCCCAUUGCUACCCUUAUACAUAUUCAAACCUUCAGCAUUACCUGCAUGAGGUCAUCUCAGACCCUGUCCGUGCAGCGUACUGUAAACUGAGGGUGCUCUGCCGUAGUCUGGCGGGAAAUGCGGUGUAUGUGUUGACUGUAACAUCACCGUCCAGCAGCUUAGCAGAACGGAAAGCCAAGCGGGCAGUUGUCGUGACGGCACGGGUGCACCCAGGAGAAACCAACGGCUCUUGGAUGAUGCAGGGCUUUCUGGAGUUCCUGCUGAGCGACUUGCCUGACGCUCGUUUGUUGAGGGAAAUUUUUGUCUUUAAGGUUAUACCGAUGCUAAACCCUGACGGUGUGGUGGUGGGGAACUACCGCUGCUCACUCACAGGCCGCGAUUUGAACCGAAACUACCGCAGUCUGUUGCGCGACUCUUUCCCCUGUAUUUGGUACACUCGCAACAUGGUGAAAAGGUUGCUUGCCGAAAGAGAAGUGGUGGUCUACUGUGACUUUCAUGGUCAUAGCAGGAAAAACAAUGUGUUCAUGUAUGGAUGUAAUGAUCGGAAAGAUGCCUCGCGGUGUCUUCAAGAACGCAUUUUCCCGCUUAUGAUGAGCAAGAAUGCUAAAGACAAGUUUUCCUUUAGGAGUUGCAAGUUCAAAAUGCAUAAAAGCAAAGAGGGCACCGGACGUAUCGUCAUGUGGAGACUAGGCAUUAGGAACAGCUACACAAUGGAGUCUACUUUCGGAGGCUCAACAUUGGGGGACAGGAAAGGAACACACUUCAGCACGCAGGACCUGAAAUCAAUGGGCCAUUGCUUUUGUGACACUCUGCUUGACUUUUGUGACCCCGACCCAGCCAAGACUACACACUGUCUGGAGGAGUUAGGGGUGUUAUUGAGACAAGAGGUCAGACGGAAGCUGGGAAGAGAAGUGGACUCUUUAGAGGAUCUGUCUGACAUUGACAUCGAGUCCAGCACAAGUGGAUCAAACAGUACCGAAUCAGAUGGACUUCCUGUUCAUCUUUUAAAUGCCACAAACAAGGGAAAGAAAAAACACCUAAGAAGCCGUAAAGAAAGGAACAGACUCCGGCAAGAACGAGUACGGAGUGCAGGACCAACAAUUAUUCACAGGAACAUCAAACAUUUGGAUCCUGUGCCCUCAAGUGAAGAUACAGUCAAAGUGAGAAUCCAAGAGAAAACUAUGGGCUACAUGAAGGACACUAAGAAACAAAAGGUGCCAAGUUCAGUCAGGGUGAAUCAGACUGUGAGGUCUUGGAUCCCUCAUCCCACCACUCGCAUAGGUGUUGUAGAUAAUGUGGCAGAUCUUUGGGGGAACAGACUAGAUAAGGUUGCUCCUGCCACUAAUUUGCGCAAUGGUUUUUCAUCUUUUCGGCACUCUGUCUCAGUUGAUCCUGGGGACCAAACGAAUCACCACACUACCUCAUCUGCCCCCCAGGGGCAAUUGCAACGGCAGACCCUCUUAGUAACUGGAGGUCAUAAAAGAUGUCCGUCUGUACCAGCCUUCAGAGAAAGAGCCCUGACUAUACCAGUCCAACCGUACACAAUGCCCUUCUACCCCGAUUUCAAACCCCAACCAGAAAUCAAAGAAAGAUCUCAUAUUUCAGACAUUAUGCAGAGGAGUCAACAGAAACUCAGGCAGGAAAGACAGAUGCAAAAGACCCAAAUCCCUAUCAAACACUUAAUGCCACUAGACAACAUAGGAACACUGAGGAUCAGUCAUAAGACAGAUGGACAAGAUAGAGAGCAGUCCAAGAGGGCCGCUGACCAAAUCAGGAAACAAGAUGGCUCAUGUUUCCUCCCUGACCUGCACAGCCAUGCUCAACUGUUUGGAAACCAGGCUGCAUUCAGAAGUCUGAGGUUAGGGAGGCUACCUAAAGGAAGCAAAACUCAGUUUUUCGGAAGAAUUGCUGCUUCUACAGAAAGCCUGAGUGAGCAGUUUUAUCUGCAGUUGCCUCAAGAGUCCAUGCAAGUGGAGGACGAGUCCACAGCUGUUCUUCCUCAAACAUCUCACACGCAGAAGUCUCAGGAAAAGCAGGUCAAGCCAGGCAAAAGCACAUGAAGAUGAUGACGAGAGCAAGAGGUCCUUUCUUUUGAAGCCAAGUGCCUGAAUACAGAAAUGUGACUUUUCUUUGCAAUUAAAUGUCAUUCACCAUUUCAGUUCAGUGCAGUCCAUAAUUUUCUGUACAUUUAAUAAAAGGGAAAGACUACUGGAAAACAAAGACUUUUUUCACUUGUUUUUACUUUUUUAGCCAUUUUCUAAAUAAA